GAUGUUUACUGCUGACGUUUAGCUGAGACCGCUAACGAUGCUGACGUUAGAUAAUGAGAUAAACUGGCGAAAUAAAUGUUAAAUUGCCCUCUCAUAUUCAGGAUAGACGUGGUGCUCAUGACACAGACACGAUGCUGGAGUCCUAUGUCACCCCUCUUGUGAUGAGCUAUGUGAACAAGUACAUCAAAAAUCUCAAGCCGUCUGACCUGCAGUUGUCUCUCUGGGGAGGAGAUGUGGUGCUGAGCAAGUUGGAUCUCAAGCUGGAUGUGCUGGAGCAGGAGCUAAAGCUGCCCUUCACUUUCAUGAGCGGCCACAUCCAUGAGCUGCGUAUCCACGUACCCUGGACCAAGCUGGGCUCAGAGCCUGUCGUCAUCACCAUCAACACCAUGGAGUGUAUCCUCAAGCUGAGAGAUGGAGCUCAGGAGGACCAUGAGAGCGGCUCCAGCUCCACCAGCCGCAGCAUGUCGGACAGCUCCAAGUCUGUGGCCAAGCCUCGCCGCAUUCAGCAGGCCGCACCCAGUGAUCCGGACCUGCCCGCAGGCUAUGUACAGAGUCUGAUCAGGCGAGUGGUGAACAAUGUUAACAUUGUGGUGAACAACCUGAUCCUGAAGUAUGUGGAAGAUGACAUUGUGCUGUCGGUCAACAUUACGUCAGCGGAGUGCUACACUGUUGAUGAUAUGUGGGACAGAGCCUUCAUGGACAUCGCCACGCCAGAACUGGUCCUGAGGAAAGUGAUCAAUUUUGCAGACUGCACUGUGUGUUUGGACAAGCGGAACGCCAGCGGCAAGAUUGAGUUUUACCAGGAUCCCCUUCUGUACAAAUGUUCCUUCAGAACACGUCUUCACUUCACCUAUGACAACAUCAAUUCCAAGAUUCCAUCGGUCAUCAAAAUCCAGACCAUGGUGGAGAGUCUGAAGCUGUCCAUUACUGACCAACAGCUACCGAUGUUCAUCCGCGUCUUGCAGCUGAUUAUUGCACUCUACUACGGGGAGAUUGGAGGCCACAAAGAGCGAGACAUGGAGGAGAGCAGUGGUCACACAAGGGAGUGUGGAACAGGUUUAUCUGGGAUGGAUGUGGACAUGGAAAGCCAGGGAAUGACUGGCCAGUACCCGAGCCCAGACCUCUACAGACAUGGGGGGACAGAUGAGUCAGACCAAGGCUGGGUGUCCUGGGCAUGGUCCUUUGUCCCAGCCAUUGUAGGUGCAGAGGAGGAUGGAGAAGAUGGUAUCUAUCAGCAGAGAGAGACUGGAGACACCACAAACAGCCCCCAACAACACACACUCAAAGACCCCAUUGUUUCCAUCGGUUUCUACUGCACCAAGGCCUCAGUUACUUUCAAGCUGACAGAGACUCAGUCAGAGAGCAGCUACUACAGUCCUCAGAAGGUGAAGUCCAGAGAGGUCCUGUGUGUCGAGCAAGAGGGAAUUACCAUCGAGGUGCUAAUGAUGGGGGAGCCCUUUUUUGAUUGUCAGAUUGGUUUUGUGGGCUGCUGGGCUCGCUGCCUAAAAAGCAUCAUGGGAGUACGGGAUUUUGAAGAAAAUAUGAACCGAAGUGAAGAGGAUUCCAUAUUCUUCACCUGUGGGGAGAGCCUAAGCAGUAAAGGAAUGACAUACCUGACCAACUCUCUGUUUGACUACCGCAGUCCAGAGAACAAUGGAGUGCAUGCCGAGUUCAUCCUGGAUGCCACCAAUCACAAGGAGACAUACACUGAGAUAGCAGGCAUGCAGCGCUUUGGGGCUUUCUACAUGGAUUACCUCUACACAAUGGAGAACAGCAGCGGCACAGGAUCACAGGAUUUCUCGACAGCGAGCAUGGAGGAAGUGUCGCCCCCUGUCCAAGAGACAUCUGUCAAGCGGCUGGUGGUGGGACCUCUGGACAUCCGGCUGCACAGCAGUGCCAUCCACCGCAUCCUGAAGAUGGUAACCUGUGCUAUGGAUCACGAGUAUGAACCGUACUGCAAGCUACAGCGAGAAAUGGUCGAAGAGAUCCGUGGUCCAGCCACUCCAGAUGAGAUAGCGAGGUUGGAAGAAUUCAUCCCUACCAACCUCAGCUGUCCUCACUCGCUCCAAGUGUCAGUCACUGUGUCUAUGGCUGAGUUCAACCUCCUUCACACACUGAUGCCCAUCAUCAUGAGGCACAAGGCUGCAUCAGUACUGGUGCAAGUACCAGUGUUUCAGCCAGUGCGUCCUCGUGCCUGCUGUGCAGUUCCAUGUGGACAGGGUGAUUUUGAACACUCCGUGCCCAUGUAUGCAACAGAGUUGCUCAGCAUGGUCAGCAGCCUGAACCAGCCUUCAGACAAUCUGCUACACCACUGCUAUUCACACCUUUACCUCAAGGUCUUUGGGUUUCAGGCGGGCUUGACAAGCCAGGAGAGUUCAGGAGGCUUCCGGCCUCUCAUUCCCAUCAUCCCCUCCUUCAGUACUGCUCUCUACGGAAAACUGAUGCAGCAGAUCCCUGCCUACUGGACAAAGUGGUCUUCAGUCCCCACCACAGAGUGCAUUUUAGAGCUUCCUCACUUCACUAUACAGGCCACACGGGCCCAGACGCUUGUGCUGAAUACGAUUUGCCAAAGCUGGACUCACAGCGUGCUGAAAGGAGCCCCGCUGACGCUCAGCGAAGUCCUGCUCAACAAGGUGUAUAAAACUGCAGGUGUGAAAUCUCCUGGCCCGUCACCGAUUCUCGAGGGCUCGGUCCAAAAUGUGGAGCUGAAGAUCUGCAGCCGUGCGACGAUGAAAUGUGCCUCGGGAACUGUGGGAGCUGUAAAAGUGUGCGCCAGGACCCCAGGUUCUGUGGAUGGAGUGAAGGAGAAGCUGGUUCCUCUACUCCAGGGUCCGUCCGACACCAAAGAGCUCUAUACGAGUCGCUGGUUGAAUGAGAUACGCAAACCGGAAUCUCUGCUGGCCCCAGACCUGCUGGCCUUUUCUGUUCAGGUCCCUCAAGCCAGAGACGACUGCAGGAACUCGGGUGCCGUUCUGCUGGUCAGCGUCCAGGGCAUCGCUGUCAAUAUAGAUCCAAUCUUCUGUACAUGGUUGCUACACCAACCUCACCGAGGGAGCAGCCGGCCGCAGCAACAGAUUCUGGUUCCAGUUCCAGGUCCUUUGGCGAAGAGAAGAGAUGAUGAGGUGUCUGUAGGGAGCACACCAUUGGCCAGACAGGCAUCCAAUCAGGCUUCAGACUACGCCAGCAGCCCUGUCAAAACGAAGACUGUGACAGAAUCACGUCCUCUUUCCAUCCCGAUGAAGGUGAUGCCUGAAGCCACACCAGCAGAAUCAUGGACGACAUCAGAGGAAAGAAUGAAGGACCUCAUCGCUCAUGCCUGGGACGCUGUCAAACGCCUGACUGUUCAGUUUGAGCUGCAGUCUUGCUGUGUGUUCCUGCCCAACGACAGCCUUCCAUCUCCAAGCACCAUCAUCUGUGGUGACAUCCCCAGCACUGUCCGUAGCUGGUACCACAGCCAGGCCUCGAUGCCUGGGACUCUGGUUGUCUGCCUACCCCAAAUCAGUGUCUUCAGUGCCGGCCACAAGUACAUGGAACCCCUGCAGGAACUCCCAUUUGCGGUCUCCAAACCUAUCUGUGAGGAAGGUGAUGCCUUCCCGUGGACAGUUAGCCUGAGUCAGUUCAGUGUGUACACCCUGCUUGGGCAGCAACGAAGCUUGAGCCUGUUGGAGCCUGUGGGCUGCACCUCCACCCUGGCCGUCACAUCCAGUAAGCACCAGGGCUGUUCGGAGGGAAGGCAUUCCUUUGUCGUGUGUCUCCACGUUGAUCUGCAGCCCAUCCAUGUCAAGUGCUCCAAUCCUCAGGUUCAGCUGUUGUACGAGCUUCUCCUUAGCUGGAGCUCCACAUGGUCUCGUCCCCAGAGGCCAGGCAUUUUGCGUCAGACCUCCACUAUCCCAGAAACGUCUGCUGGAGCAGCUCCAUCCUCCCCAGUGCGCAGCAGUGCCGGGACCGCCCCACCGGACACCAGCACCUGCAGCCCUUCUGCAGAUUUUGGCUCCCCUACUGAGGGUGACUCGAUACCAGCUGGAGAUGAUGGACCCUUUGCUGACACGGUGACGCUUGAGCAGAAAACUAGCAGCAUUGGCGGCACCAGUGGAAAGGUCAGCCUCUGGAUGCAGUGGAUGUUACCCAAGGUCACUGUUAAACUCUUUGCUGCUGACCCAGUGGCCAAAAAAGCAGAAAUUUGUGUCAUCAGUGAACUAGAAGACCUGAGCGCCUCAGUAGAUGUCCAGGAUGUUUAUACAAAGAUCAAAUGUAAAGUGGGCAGCUUCAACAUCGACCACUACAGAUGCAGUGUGGAGGAGGGCAUUCUAAGCUCCGCUGGCUCUGGAGGAGUGGUCCUGUCUUGCACUGACAAGCUGAACAGACGCACUGUCCUGGUUCGACCCGUCAGCAAGCAAGACUCUUUCAGCCACUUUUCUGGCUUUUUCCCUCCUACAGCGGCUAAGGUCCUGGAGGGUUCUCACCAGCAGCAUGGCUUCCUGUCAAUCACCUACACCCAGGCCGUCACUAAAAACGUUCGGCACAAACUCACCACCCGGCCCGAGAAGCCUUCACGCAGCAGCAACGCCACGGCCAACCAGCGGCUGACCACUGAUCCUCUGGCAGACAGCUCGCCUCUGUACCUAAGAGAAAUCCUGCUAACAGCCCAGCCUUUUGAUGUAGUUUUGUCCUGUCCCUUGUUGGCCACCGUAGCAGGAGUGUUCCAGGCUACCAUACCAAGGCGCUACAGAGAGCGAGGGAAGUCUGCAGGUCAGCCAAUGAGAAGCCACACGUUAACCUCUCGGUGUCUGCCCCUAAUCUACAUCAACACCAGUGUGAUCAGGGUCUUCUGUCCUGGAGCACAAGACAAACAGCCACCAUCAGCAGAUUCUCCUGUGAAAAAGGAAGACACCCUGGUGUUAAAGCUGGGUUCCCUCAGUAUGGCCCCACAGGCUGAUAACCCACUGACCCGCACUGUGCUGCGUAAAGACAUCUACCAACGUGCAUUGAAUCUUGGCAUCCUGCGUGACCCAGGUUCAGAGGUGGAGGACCGUCAGUACCAGAUUGACCUCCAGUCCAUCAACAUUGGUACAGCCCAGUGGGAGCAACUCAAGCCAGAGAAGGAGGGAAUUAAAGGGGGUGUGGCAAUGGAAAAUGAGAGGAGCUCCCAGAACCCAGCCCUGGAGUGGAACAUGGCCAGCAGUAUCAGAAGACACCAGGAGCGCCGGGCCAUCCUUACUCCCAUCCUGACGGAAUUCUCCGUUCGGGUGACUGCGGCUCCUGCCAUCAUCUUCAGCAAGAAUCUGUCUCCGGACAGCAACCAGGCGGAGGAGGUGGUCGUAUGUGGCCACUCUCUGGAGGUCAACGUCACGAGCAGUCUGGAUUUCUACCUCAGUGUGGCCCAAGUGCAGCUCCUUCAGCAACUUCUCAGAGACAACAUGGUGGGCUCGAAUGCUCCAGAGGCCAGCGCCGAGGUGCAUCGGCACAAGCAGAAACGCAGCACCGGAGACUCCGUGGUGGGCGCCGACUCCUCGUCGCGUCACAGUGUGACCGGGCAAGACAGCGGCUUCGGCAGCGACAGCGCCCCCAUCCGUAUUGUCCAGAUCGAGCAGCAGAGCGGAGCCAGCCAUCACUGCAUCGUGCGCCCCUCCCACAAAUCCACCAUCACCAAGAACCUCAGCUUCAUCCCAUUUGACAUCUUUGUCACUGCGAGUCGGCUGUCUGUCAUGACCUACGCCUGCUCUGACCCCCCCAAGACUCUUCCCUCAUCGUCAGACCCACCCAGCACGCCAGAGAAGAAGGAGCCUGGAGAAAAGGUUGGAAAAAGUGCCCUGAACCAUCCCGAAGUCUCGUCAGACUCCCCUCCAGCCUCGGUCUCCCCAACUCCAGAACUUUCUCCAGCUCCCCAGGGUUCCCUGGCUGGGCUGACUGCUGAGGACCUCCUCAAUAGCAACACCUCCCAACCAGCCUCCCCACUGAUAAGAAGCAGUCUGCUCUCCCUGGAGGGCCUGCCCAUCCCCAGCCGCUCCUCAGCCCGCCACGCACUUGGUGUGACCAUAGUCAGGCAGCCAGGGAGGAGAGGCACCGGUGACCAGGUGCUGGAGCCCCUGCUGUACCUCCAGGUGACGCAGCCCUCUGCCCUGCUCAGCUGUCACCACCGGAAACAGAGGAUGGAGCUGUCAGUGUUUGAUGUGGCCUUAAGGGGAGUGGCUUCUGACUACAAGUGCCUAGACCCGGGAAAGACUCUGCCAGAGUCUCUGGACUACAAUGUGUUUUGGCUGCAGACGGUAGCCGGAGAGGUGGACAGUAAAACGGGGGUCCCUCCCCCUCUGCUCUGCCUCCACAUCAAAGAUUUCCUCAACGGACCAGCUGAGCUGAGUAGUGAACUGUCUCGCCCUCUUAAGAUUAACCCCACACUGGCUAAACUGGAGCAGGUUAAGGCCUACAUGAAGAAGAUCCUACCAAAUCACACAUGGGACGCAUCCUGUAACGCGUCCUCCACAUCCACAAGCUCUCAGUCCUCCCCGACCAAGAUGGCGUCCAGGUCCGUCCCUCCUCAAUCAGACCGCCAUCAUCAGGUCUCAGCACUGACAAGCAAAGCUUGCGACCUCACAGGCCUCGCCAUGUCCUUCAGCAAGGUCACCCUCCAAACUACCCAGAUUGUAGUAGUCAUGGAAACAGAAGCCCAUCUGAUGAAGCCUAGUGUGACCGUAUCUGUGUCGGGCAUGAGGGGACAUCUGUGCUUGAAGUCAAGACAAAAGAUGGAUGACACAGUUCAAGCUGCCUCCGUGCAGCUGGAGCUGCGGGAUUUGCUGCUGAGAACUGGAUUGAAGGACCGGGUCCGGCUGUUGCUGGGGCCGUUCUCCUGCAGUUCUUCUCUGGAUGCACAGUGGUGCCGGCACAGUAGUAGCCCUGGACCUGAACCUGGACCCCCUAAACUGCUCCUGGACCUGAAGGGAGGCUUGCUGCAGGUCUUUUGGGGACAAGAGCAUCUAAACUGUCUCAAGCUGGUGGAGGAACACCUACAAGCUUAUUUCCACCUCCAGGAAGGAGCCUCGGGUGAUCCUCAUCAAAAACCAAAGUCCUGCAAGACUCAACCCCCACCCUCGCCGGGUUUGACGACUCCUCAGACGGAGCACAGCUCUGAUGACCUGCGCACAGGUCAUUUUCAGUACAUCCAGGACUCCAAGUCUCACAAGCAGCCAGGACCACAUGAGGUGGUGUUCUACAGCGAGACUGAGGACAGCCCGGGCGUGAUGGCGUGGAGGUAUCCUGAGCCCCGCGUCCUAACCUUUGUCCGAAUAACACCCGUCCCCUUUAACACCACGGAAGACCCCGAGAUCAGCACUGCCGACCUUGGAGACGUCCUACAGGUGCCGUGCAGCUUGGAGUACUGGGAUGAGCUCCAGCAGGCCUUUGUUUUGUACCGGGAGUUCAGCUUGUCAGAGAGUAGCGCCUGCCAGCUGCAGCUACCGAGCCUCAGCCUCACCGAGCAGCAGAAGGAACUGGUGGCCUCGGACUUGUGGAGGAUUGUACUCAGCAGUAAUGCAGAGGCCGGAGAUGAGCUGAGCUCGGAUAGCGAGUCUGGGUCUCAGCUGCACUACGAUCAGCUGGUUUCUCCCACAGCGUUGGCCGCCUGCACCCGUGUGGACUCGUGCUUUGCCCCGUGGUUUGUCCCCUCCCUUGGUGUCUCCCUGCAGCUUGCACAGAUAGAACUUCACCUCUGUCACCACCUGGAACAGCUGGGCACAGUUCCACCUCGCCGUCUUCGUCCCUUUGUGCCAGACAGAAAGUUGCCGCAGGAACAGGAGUUCAUGGUGAUCGGUACUCAGGAUCUGCAGGUCUUCCUGCGCCAGUGGAGCACUGGGCCACUUCACUGCCAGGAGUUCAGCUUUUCCACUCAGCUGGACUGCAAGCUGCUGGAAUACCGAAAUCUCACCCACCUUCAUCUUGUCCAGCCUUGCAUGGUUCAGGGCCAAGCUGCAGCCACCUGCUGUCUCCAGAACACUGUGCUAGACGUUAAUGUGCUUGUGGACCCAGUAUUCCUCAAUAUCAGCCAGUACGCGAUCCAGACUGUGAACACGGCUCUGCACAGCUGGCAACAGAAUGGGAACCUGGAAGCUGAGGAGCUUGUAUACAGUCAUUACGUGAUCUGCAAUGAUACCCACGAGACCCUUCGUUUUGGCCAGGUGGACACAGACGAGAACGUGCUGCUUGCCAGCCUCCACAGUCACCAGUACAGCUGGAGAUCCCACAAGUCUCCUCAGCUGCUGCACAUCUGCAUCGAGGGUUGGGGGAACUGGCGCUGGUCGGAGGCCUUCAGUGUGGACAAUGUGGGGACUCUGCUCAGGACCAUUCAGUACAAAGGACGCACCGCCUCCCUCAUCAUCAAGGUGGUGCAGCUCAGCGGCAUCCAGAAACAGGUAAUCAUCUGUGGACGGCAGGUGAUGUGCAGCUACCUGACCCAGGACAUUGAGCUGCGGGUUGUACAGCACUAUGUGGGGCCUGACAGUCAGACGGUGGUUAGAGAGCACUGCGACUGUCUGGAGGCUGGAGCCAAGUUACCUUCUUAUGUGCUGGAGGACGCAGAGAUGACAGAGCUUUGUGUGCGUGCUCAAGGAGAUGAAGAGUGGUCACAAGAUGUUCAGCUGGAGAGUAGAGACAAAGACAGCAACAGCAGCAGCUGUAUUGUACAGGUGCCUUGUUCAAGUGGUUCUUUGCUGUAUGUGUGGUGUUCCCUCAUCACUAUUGAACCUGAAUCUCACAUGCAGCAGAGGGUGGUGGUUUUCAGUCCGCUGUUUGUCAUGAGGAGCCACUUGCCGGAUCCGGUCAUCGUCUACAUCGAGAAAAGGAGUCUUGGACUGAGGGAGAGCCAACUGAUACGAGGACAGGGCCACCAGGAGCCCCUGCUGAACACAGAGGCAGACCUCACUCACCACCUCACCUUCCAUGCCAGGGAGGAUGAAGAUGUGUCGCAAUGUGCUGUGCCGAUCUCCACGAGCCUAAUCAAACAGAUCCUUAACAAGACCAGGACUGAGAACAAUCUGGAGCACAUCCUGGCUGACUUCUAUGGUCCACAGAUGACCCGUGAGCCUACAUGGCCCUACGUCACCAAGGAUCCCGACAGGUUGAUACAGGACUCCCUUGCUCAGUGGGACAGCCCGAUGCAGGUAAAGUUAUCCUGUUGGAAGUCAGGCCUCAACACCCUACUGGUGGAACUGCUUCCAUGGGCCCUACUUGCCAACCAUUCACAAUGGGACCUCUGGCUGUUCGAGGGAGAAACUAUCGUACUGCAGAUACCAGUUGGCAAGGUCAUUGUUCCACCAAACUUCAAGGAAGCCUUCCAGAUUGGCAUCUACUGGGCUCUCACUAACACCGUUCACAAGUCAUUGGCUCUAAAACUAGUCCAUGACCUGACUUCUCCAAGAUGGAAAGAGGGAUUGGGGUCAGAGGUCGUCAUACUGGACGAGGAGGGCUACGUAGAGGUCGAUAUUCCUUUAGGAGCCUUCCCUGGGAGACAGAAGCUGUGUCAGUUCUGUGUGUCGUCUGUGGUGAGACACGGCAUCCAGAUCCUACAGAUAGAGGAUAGAACUGUUCUGGUCAACAACACGCCUUACACCGUACUCUGCAGGCCGCUGCUCAUUCACCACGCACUGGGGGCUGAAGACCAGGCCUGUCAGAUUCCAGACACAGCUGCGUUCAGUCUGCCACCCUCUGAUGGGCCGAUGGGUCGGCCCUGCUCCGUGCCAUGCUGGGACAUCCUCCAACCCAGCAUCCAGGGAAAGGUGGAGUUCCCCAUGGCGCUCAGGCACAUGCUCUUCAGCGUGUCUCCCGGGCCGGAUGCCAGCGACGGGUCUCCAGCCUGGAGCCUCCCCGCACCCAUCCGACCAGACUUCCCCAGGCAGAGUGUGUCAGUUCCCAAGGAACCGGGCUCUGGGGGUGGCCCAAGCAGUAGAGCUUUAGUGUUGACCAAUCAGGAGCACUUUGGUGUGACGUACGUUAGUCUGAAUGAGGACCCGUGUCCUCGCAUGCUCAUCCACAACAAGUGUCCUUUCCCACUACUGCUGAAGGAGAAUAUCAAAGAAACCCCCUGGACUGAGGUCUACUGCCGCCCUCUGCCUGCUAACUGCUCUCUGCACCAUGAGCUCUACCAUCACUGUUCUAGUUUCCCUGAAUGCAGGCAGAGAGACGUGUUGCCCACCCUGCAGCUGAAAACCAUCUCAGACCACACCAGCGGCUGGACCGACCCAGUGGACAUCAACUGCCCCGGCACACAGGUGGUCUUCCUGCCGACCUUUGGCUGCCUCUACAUAGACGUGAUGUAUGAGAGAGGAACCCUGGUUCUGUCUCUGGCACCAGAGGGCAGUGCUGACAUGGCAUUCGACCAGCACAGCAGGUCUUUCAAGCUGUCAUGCACUGUCCUUCUGAGUGAGGCCAGUGUGGUGCUGAGUGAUGACAUCACCAGUCCCUCUGUUCCCGUUGAGCUGCUGAGACUCACUUUAACCAAACUGCUGGUCAGCCUGACCCCAGCACCUGCCCUCCUGCCCCCAGAGCUGGACGCAGCGCUCGUCUCCUCUCUGAUAUCUGAUGCCUCCGUCAUCGAGCUCUUCUGCUUCAGUCUCCAAGUGGACAACCAGCUGUAUAACCGCACCAGCUUCCAUUUCCCCGUCUUACUGUGCCAGGACCAGAGAGGGGAACCAGAACCCGGACCUCUGUGGAGCGGCAACGCCAACCUCUCUCAGUCUCCUGAAAUCCUGGAAGAGUUCAAACGCUCCUGUUUUCUCCAGCUGAAGCUGGUGAUGGCUGCAGACAUGUGCUCCGUGGAAGAGGUCACCUUCCAGUUGCAGCCUGCCAGACUUUACCUUGAAGACACGUUUGUUUACUACAUUAAAACACUUUUCCACACCUACAUCCCCAACGCCGCCGGGACCUCAGGAACACCGACAGCAGCCUCCAUCCUCCCGGAGCAGGUUCUUCAGGCCUCGCAGGCGUUGGUCCGGCCGGUGCGGCUCCAGAGACUCACCAUUCAGCCGGUCAACCUGCUCGUCAGCGUCCACGCCUCCCUGAAGCUGUACAUCGCUUCAGACCACACUCCGCUCUCCUUCUCCAUGUUUGACAGAGGGUCGCUCUGCACCACGGCGAGACAGCUGGUCCACACUCUAGCCAUGCAUUACGCGGCAGGAGCUCUCUUCAGAGCUGGCUGGGUGGUCGGGUCUCUGGAGAUUCUGGGCAGUCCUGCCAGCCUGGUGCGGAGCAUCGGUAACGGUGUGUCCGACUUCUUCCGCCUGCCGUACGAGGGUCUGACCCGUGGUCCCGGAGCCUUCAUCAGUGGCGUGUCCAGGGGCACCACCUCCUUCGUCAAACAUAUUUCAAAAGGCACGCUGACAUCCAUCACCAACCUGGCGACCAGCCUGGCCCGGAACAUGGACCGUCUGUCUCUUGACGAGGAGCACUACACCCGGCAGGAGGAGUGGAGGCGCCAACUGCCAGAGAGCCUCAGCGACGGACUGCGACAGGGCCUGUCGCGGCUUGGCGUUAGCUUACUAGGAGCGAUAGCGGGAAUUGUAGACCAGCCCAUGCAGAACUUUCAGAAGAACUGGGAGAUGCAGACCUCAGCUGGCAGUAAAGCCAAAGGAGUCAUUUCUGGAGUGGGAAAAGGCAUCGUGGGAGUUUUUACCAAACCCAUUGGAGGAGCAGCUGAACUGGUCUCCCAGACCGGAUAUGGAAUCCUGCACGGAGCAGGACUCUGGCAGCUGCCCAAACAGCGCUACCUGCCUGCAGAGGAGAAGGCAGCUCAGGCUCCCAACAGCCACCUGAAAUACGUCUGGAAGAUGCUCCAGUCUUUAGGACGCCCGGAGCUGCACAUGGCACUGGACGUGACCAUUGUGAGCGGGUCAGGUCAAGAACACGCCGGCUGCCUGCUGCUGACCUCAGAGGUUCUGUUUGUGGUCAGUCUCAGUGAGGACACCCAGCAGCAGGCAUUUCCCAUCACUGAGGUGGAGUGUCAGCAGGAUCCUGCAGAGCGGAACCAGCUCAUCCUCACUUUACAGCAGCAGACGGUCGCCAGCGACCCUGAGGCCGACGGCGUUCGUGAGCGCCUCUCGGAGCAGCAGUACCAGCGCCUGGUGGACUACGUGACUCGAGCCUCCCAGUUUCUUUCCCCAUCUGCUGCCUCACUCCAACAGCAGCCAAUGGUGACGCUCGCUGAGGCGCCGCCCCCUAUCACCAAGUCUUACCGCUACCUUGUUGUUCCUGCUUCUGCCAGGGUGUUUGUUAGCAAGUUUACCAUGGUUAAGAACAAAGCCUUACGCAUCGGAUUCCACUAACGCACACCAACGCACUCUGCCAAAGAAUUUAUGAAGCGACCCGCUCAUCAUCGCAGGGCAACACCCACACUUGAUUCGACAAGUAAACCCAGACCAAGUAUUAGUUUAUUAGUUUGUGCCCAGAAACAUAGAUGCCAGGUUAAGUAAUUAUUUGUACUUAAUUGAUAAAUGACAGUGUGGAGCUGACACGCUUUGUUUCAGUCAUUUGGCAGCGAUGUUUGAAGCACUCCUGGUGAUGUUUGCGUCGAUAGUUACACGGAGCAGCCAAAUGGUGUCACUGCCAAAUGUAAGACUUUGAUAAAUAAAAAUAAAAACCUUGUUAAAAUUAGACUGCAGAGUCACAGCUUUGACUCCUGUCCUGGAGCGCUGCAGACAGAAUGUUGGAAAAUUCUGCAUCAUCACAGAAAUAUUUAACGUUAACAUUCUUACUUUCUCCAAAAACACUUUAUUGUGGCAUUCUGGCAUUGGUUUAGCUGCAGAUACCAUUAAACACAGUAAUAAUCACACACCUGGUUACUGGAUCAGGACUUUGGAUUGGAAAAG
Messenger RNA from Thalassophryne amazonica, 12848 nucleotides. Its product is annotated as vacuolar protein sorting-associated protein 13B-like. Lineage: Eukaryota; Metazoa; Chordata; Actinopteri; Batrachoidiformes; Batrachoididae. The record is from RefSeq and is a predicted model, not a curated record.